This is a messenger RNA of Marasmius oreades (fairy-ring Marasmius), 654 nucleotides long. RefSeq lists its product as uncharacterized. The transcript has 8 exons. The record is from RefSeq and is a predicted model, not a curated record. NCBI's taxonomy places the organism in Eukaryota, Fungi, Basidiomycota, Agaricomycetes, Agaricales, Marasmiaceae. Bases 1 to 654 code for a protein of 217 amino acids.
AUGAUAACCAAGGUCACCGUACUAGACGCUUCAACAACGCUCUUCGUGAGUUCUUACUAUGCUAAUGUCGGGGCGGCUCGUUCAUUACCGGCUAUGGCGGGCCAGUUCUUCGAAUACCUCCUGACGUUCCACGAUGAGUUUCGCCAUGUUUGGUGUACGAAAAGGGCAUUACUCGGCUCCAUCCCGUUCUUCACUUCCCGAUACUGUGCAAUGAUCGCGUCCAUUCUCGUAUUGUUACCGUCCGCCACGAGCACGAAAACUGACCAAGCAGCGACUGUUCUUCGUUUGGUAUCGAUUGUCUCGUCCGAAUUCGUAGUUGCAGUGAGAGCGUGGGCAAUCUGGGCUAGAAAUCGACGAAUACUUUACGGCCUGGCGGCAUUCUCAGUCUCUACAUUCACUCCUGCUGCCGUAGUCAUCGUGAUAGGGAUAGCUACAAGGCGGGAUAUCUCUACCCUACCCCCGGAGUUCGGAGAUAUACCUGAUUGUAGAAUCAUGAUCAGUGAUAUCAAAGACGCUUAUAUCGCAAGUUACGUUCUGUUGAUCAUCUUUGAAGCUGGCCUGACCUCGAUCAAAAUCGCUCUGUGGAGGCAGGAAAUACCUCAGGGUAUCAGAGCCCCCUUGAUAGACACACUCUGGCGUGAUGGUGAGUUCUAG